Molecule: messenger RNA, 1631 nt
Organism: Coccidioides posadasii C735 delta SOWgp
Lineage: Eukaryota; Fungi; Ascomycota; Eurotiomycetes; Onygenales; Onygenaceae
Biological process (GO): mitochondrial tRNA threonylcarbamoyladenosine modification
Cellular component (GO): mitochondrion
Source: RefSeq, a predicted model, not a curated record
CACCUUUCAUCCGAGUUACCAAUGCUAUUCUCUUCGAGGACAGCAUGCAGAGUAUUACUCCGCUCUAAGACAGCUUCAACGGCUGUCCGCCACGCCCAGCAGCGACAGCUCCUUACUCUCGCCAUUGAAUCAUCAUGUGAUGAUUCUUCCGUCGCGAUUGUGGAAAAAAAUGGCGCGAACCCUCCGUCUAGCUGCACGGCUACCCUCCACUUCCUCGAAAACGUCACAGCAGACUCGCGGGAAUACAAGGGAAUUCACCCCAUGGUAGCCCUAGGCUCCCACCAAGAAAACCUCGCAAAACUAGUGCACAAGUCGCUCCAACACCUCCCACAAGCCACCGAACGGGACAGCAACGUCAAAUCCGUAUACAUUCAAUCUACAGACGGUAGCGCGUCCGUCCGCAGGCAAAAGCCAGAUUUUAUCUCCGUCACUCGAGGUCCUGGAAUGGUAUCUAGUUUAUCAACGGGAUUGGAUACGGCAAAGGGGCUAGCGGUGGCGUGGCAGGUUCCUCUGGUGGGAGUACAUCAUAUGCAAGCGCAUUUGCUGACUCCAAGAUUGGUUGCUGCGCUUGAGGCGCAGGCGCAGGCAGCGUCAACGCUCAAAGGAGUGGAGUUUCCUUUCCUGUCUAUAUUGGUGUCUGGUGGUCAUACGUUGCUGGUUCACUCUAAGUCCCUUAUCGAGCAUGAGAUCCUCGGCUCAACUGUCGACAUUGCGAUAGGAGAUGCACUGGAUAAAAUUGCGAGAAUGGCCUUGCCUACAUCUUAUAUUGAAGCGUCUAGAACGACGAUGUAUGGAAAAGCACUUGAGACAUUUGCUUUUCCGAAUGGAAAGGUAGAUUAUGCAAAUUACAAACCUCCGUCGAAUCGUGGAGAAGAGAUUGAGAAGUAUGAAGAUACCAGAUGGGGUUGGUCACUGACUAUGCCAUAUGCUGAAACACGGACAGUAGCAUUCUCUUUUGCAGGAUUAUUGUCGACGACUCAAAAGCAGCUUGAAGCCCAUAGGACUAAAUGGGAAGAAGGGGCCAAGAGAGAAACUGACGACUGGCUUCCUCAUGAUGCCCGGGUUUCGCUAUCACGAUUAUUUAUGCGUGUCUGUUUCGAGCACCUUGUCUCUAGAACCGUGUUCGCCUUAAGGAAGUUGCAGCAGCCAGAUAUCGAAAACUGGAGCAAAAAGGAGCGUCGAAAAGCCCAAGGGAGACUCCCCGGGCUUGGAAGCCCCGUGAAAACAAUCGUUAUUAGCGGUGGCGUUGCUGCCAAUCAGUUUCUGCGCAGCGUUUUUCGUUCUUUCUUGGAUGUUCGUGGAUUUACCGACGUUGAAAUUAUUGCGCCACCGAUGUACUUAUGUACGGAUAAUGCAGCGAUGAUUGGUUGGACUGGGAUUGAGAUGUUUGAAGCCGGAUGGAAAUCGGAUUUGAAGUGUCGAGCUUUGAGGAAAUGGGCACUUGACACUAAGGCAGAUGAUGGGGGAAUACUAGGUCCUGACGAUUGGAUGAGAGUUCAAUAACGGGUACUGGAUGGAAACAAUUUGUGCUUCCUACAAUUCUAUGCGGCUCAUACGAGAUGAUACCCCAGAGCAGUUCUUUAUAUUGUAUUAUUACUUUGUAUAUACGGCGACUUGGAGUGAUAGCUAUU